GACUCGCAGGCGUAUAAUAUGGCAUGAGAAGUUGGUCAUUCCAACUACAACCAACCAAAUACUCAUUCAAAAAGAAAUUAAAUCACAAUGUCAUCAGAUUCUGAUAUCGAUGCUGAUGUGAAGCCUACCAUUUUCCGAGAGUACAUUGGCAUGGAAGAUAAUAUAGAUGAUUUUCCUGCAAACAUGAUCAACGACAACAUCAAAGAAUUCCACUUCAUUCUGGGCUUUGCAACCGAGUUGUAUGUUUAUGGAAAAGGCACAGGAGAAUUUAACCGCACUUGGAGCAUUGAGAACUUUAGCCCAGAAAAUGUGGCUAAACUCAAGCAACUGCAUAGGCAAGUGAAAGUGGUAAUAAGCAUAGGAGGCAAUGGCCAUGAAUAUCAAUUCAACCCUCAGAAUAAUGAAGACUGGAUUACGAAUGCUGUAUCAUCAAUCAAAGAGAUCAUCCUAGACUACGAGAACGAAGUCAUGGACGAUGAUAACAUAAUUGACGGUAUUGAUAUUAACUAUGAAAACAUCACUUCCAGUGUCGACGACUUUUCAAACUGCAUAGGGCAGGUCAUACAAAAACUCAAGGAAGAUCCGGAUGUUUCCAAAUCCAUGAAAAUAGUGUCCAUUGCUCCAACAGAGUUACUCCAACCCCACUACCUCAAACUGUAUCUAGUCAACAAAGACAAUAUUGACUGGAUUGACUACAAGUUCUACAAUCAGUAUUUUUCCUCAAGGGAUGAGUUUGUAAGUCUUUUUAAGAAACUAGUUACUGAUUAUGAUACGGAGUUUAAACUCUUGGCAGGAGUCAGCACCUAUACAGGUAUUCCAUCUGAAUCACAAGGUUUAAUUGUUGACGGAUGUAAAUACCUCCUUAGCCGUGCAUCACUAGCUGGAGUUUUUGUUUUGGAUGCUAAUGCCUCUGCCCCCGCAUAUUCACUUGAGAGACAGCUUCAAGAACUCCUUACUAAAGAGUGAUUACUUACUAGGUUCUUACCUAGCUAGUAAUUUGAUUUCAUUUCACGGGUCACACAUACUAUAAUCAAUAGCGAAGCCUUAUCAGUCGUGCUUUUUAUAGUAUGUUCAAUAUUCUAAAUAAGACCUAUGAUAGGUCAAGUGCUCUUUUUACUGCUUAUGUGUUUGUUUAUAACAUAUUUUUCACUGUUUUCUUUCUUUAAUUAUUGUGUCUUUGUUGUGAGACUUGAAUUGUUUUUUUAUUUUGUAUGUAUCAUGAACUAUCUGAACUACUUAAUUACCAAUUUAUUAA
Molecule: messenger RNA, 1255 nt
Organism: Vicia villosa (hairy vetch)
Lineage: Eukaryota; Viridiplantae; Streptophyta; Magnoliopsida; Fabales; Fabaceae
Product: chitinase 2-like
Exons: 1
Coding region: 88-966 (292 amino acids)
Biological process (GO): carbohydrate metabolic process
Molecular function (GO): hydrolase activity, hydrolyzing O-glycosyl compounds
Source: RefSeq, a predicted model, not a curated record